Messenger RNA from Brenthis ino (lesser marbled fritillary), 837 nucleotides. Lineage: Eukaryota; Metazoa; Arthropoda; Insecta; Lepidoptera; Nymphalidae. The record is from the annotation of a GenBank genome assembly.
AUGUGCCACAGGGAACCAGGACUAUCCAAAAUUCUAUUUCUCGCUAAGCAACAAGCCAUCGCAGCAUGUGAGGAGGCCUUUCAAUAUGACAGAUGGAACUGUUCUCUCAUUUUCAAUAGAAAGGUCAAAAGAGGAGUUUUUAAAAGGAUAUUUAGAGAAACAGCAUUUAUAUACGCACUGGUCGCAGCUUCAAUAACACAUACAGUAGCAAGAGGCUGUUCCUCAGGAGAGCUCUCCAAGUGUUCUUGCUUAGUUAGCUUUCAAAAUGCUUCCACUCAAAUGCGAGGAGGGUGUGGCGAUGACUUCAAAUAUGGAAAACGAUUCACGAAGAACUUUCUUGAAUGGAAACAAGCAGGUUCAGACCAAAUAGCAGAAAUUUUAAAACAGGACGUGAUAGUUGGUAUCGACUCUAUCGGUGAACAGCUUAGGGAAGUUUGUAAAUGUCACGGUUUUUCUGGCUCUUGUACUACAAAAACCUGUUGGAAGAGAUUGGGACCUUUUAACUCAGCCAUGGGACUAUUGAAAAAACACUACCAUCACGCGACUAAGAAAAAAUUUGUGAACUACACGACAAAACGUGCAAUAUCGCCAUAUUUGCGGAGAAAGUUACAGAUGGACAGAAAAAACUUGAUCUACUUACAAAAAACGCCUAAUUUAUGUUUGAGUACUAAAGGCCGAAGUUGCAAAGAUAGGAAUAAUUGUGCCACACUAUGCUGUGGAAGGGGAUUUAUUGUUGUAAAGAAAUCGAUAAGCAUACGAUGUAAUUGUAAAAUGGUGGAAUGUUGUGUUGUUAAAUGUGAAACUUGCGUAAAAGAGGUUGAGUUUUUUACAUGUAAG